AUGGUUGUCAGCGUGAUGGAGCAGUACCCCAUCGAGAAGAAGGCCGUCCUACCGCUGCGAGCAGAUGUGGAGGUGAAGAAGGGCCACACAAACGCACUGCCGCGGUUCUCAAGGCGGCGUGCUGCGGCGCACCGCACAGAGGAAUGCUUCACGCCGUUGAGUGAUGCAACGCCGUGGUGCGGUGCGGUGCAAGGGGGGGCCCCCGUCGCGGGGGACGGAGGCGGUCAGCAACAGGCUCUCUCGUCUCGAGCUCGGCCGGAUUUAGAUGCGAGAAUCAAAAAGGAGACUCUGCGACGCGCUCACCAGAUGAUUGAACAACAACUUCGUCUCCGCCAGGCUGAGGCGAAGCUGCAGACAUUGAUAGCGGGUAUUGAUGCCUCCGUCAACCGCAUGCGGAAGGAGCUCAAAGAUGAGCCUGAGGCUUAUCCUGUGGCUCCCAACGUUGCCAGUGCCACUCCACCCACACAAACGACCACCACAGAUGUUCGUAACGAGACGACGGAAACGGCAGUUGUGCCUUUAGUAAGCAUUCGGAGAAUCCAAGGCGUCGCCUCGUGCACAUCGCCCUCUCUUGACACCGCAGCCGACAACGUUGACCAACGACGUAAGUAUCUGCAGGGAGGGCCGCUGCGUGGGCUUCUUCAGCGCCCAAAAGGGGCCACCAUUGCUGGAGAAGACGGGGGUCAGUGGGGAGAGUACGCGCUGUUUGGAAACAAUGUGGGCACGAAAGUUGCUGCUGCACAUGGGCAGUGGGGAUCUACAAUCAAGCAGGCACCCGAUGGGGCUUUUAUUUCGGAGAAGCCCUCGGCGUCACUCAAUGGUGCUGCGGAUGACACAAGAGAGGUGGGUGCGCAGGACACUGAGGCUGUGGAUGUGGCUGUGCGACGCCUUGUGGGUUUGCCCAAACACGAUCGUGGCCUUUAUGCCGCCCUCAGGUCUGGGUGGAAAUCCGCCUGCAAGGCCAAGACGCUCGCGCGGAUGCUGUGGCGUCAGCGUGUGCGGUCGUCCAGUUGGUGGCGGCUGGCAGGCUCGCGCGAGGGGAUGCUAGAAGCCGCGCGUGCGUUGGGUCUCGAGCCCGCCGUGUACCAGGCAGUGAUGAUGCGUUGGGUGGGAGCACACAGCGGCACCGCGUGGGCGGGAGCACACAGCGGCACCGCGUGGUCGUCCGCAAAAAAAACUGGGGCCGGUGCGGCAGCCGUGGCAGCGCUGCGUGGAGUGUUUGCGCACUCAGGGAGAGCCAGAGGGGCAUCCCCGCUGGACGCAGACGAUGAGGAAAUGCAGAGCAUGCUGGGACUCGCGCGCCAACUGGGGCAACUGAAGAUGAGAGGCAUGCUCACGUCCGAAAUGAUUGCACUGCUGCACGAAGGAGAUGUUGAACUCGUGAGGCAGGAGGUGAACAACCUGCUGAACUCUGAGGAAAUGCGCAUGCAUGCGGCGCUGCAAAUGCCCGGUUCUGAAAUGAAUAUCUCUGAGACAGACGAUGCAUCUUUUCAUGAGAUGGCGAAAGUUUUGUUGCAGGAGAAGCGGCAUGCGGCUAUGGCGGCUAUGGAGGCGAGGCAACAGGGCAAGGUGGGCACCACACUGGGGCUGGAAGGGAGUGCUGUUGGCUCUUCCGGUAGUCGUCCAGACUCUGUGCGGUAUGGUGGAAAAACUGAGUUCGGAUACGACAGCAUUCCCCCCUCUUUGCAGAAGUUGGCCAUGCACGGCGAUCACCUGCUCACGCCGGGGGAGACUGCAGCACUUUGGGCGGGCAUGGACGAGGAUGAGCGGAAGGCACUGAUCGCAGAAGCAGAAGCGGAAGCGGAAGGAGGAAGAGGAAGCAAAUCUAGUUCCGGGGACGUGUUUGCGCGCCUUCCCCCGCUGAGAGGCGCUGAUGAUGGAGAGGCGCUGCUGCGCGUCUCCAGGGGUGGUCGCCGUGGGCGUGGCAGACGCGGCAGGCAGUCCUCCAGCAGCUUACAGGACUUAAGUAAGUCUGAAACAAUCUCUCCAUUUGGCGCGACGCAGAAACCGGGUGGCGCCGUGGCGGCGGCGGCAGCAGCAGCAGCAGCAGCGGAACGUGCAGAAGGAAGAAAGCCGGGGACGGGUGAGUCCGCAUCGCCGGAGGAUGUGGAUAACGAUGAAUACCGCGGCCCCGAGUGGUGGAAGAAGCAGCAGCGUCCCCCGCCUGGCCCCAAGGGCGGCUGGAGGCCGGCUGAACAAGACAACAGCAUUGAGGGAGACGCUGGUAGUCCUUCGGUGGGAACGGACGACGGCACAGUCGAUCACUUCACGCCGCCGCGUCAACGUCGCCGCACGAUGCAAGAUUUUGGCGCCAGCAACCGUAGCGGCGAGACGAGCGCGCGGUUGAAAGGACAGCUGCCACCGCCGCCGUGGACCGUUGAACGGCGCGGUGGUGCUGGCGAAGUGCGGGAGCGGCCGCGCAAAGUCAGUCGCUUUGUAUUUGACGGCAAGUUAUACCUGAACAACGGCGACGAAAGCACCACCGAGGCUGGCGGAAGCGACGUGAGACGCCGACGUGGCCGUCGUGAGCUUCCCAGGUUUGUGCGCAGGUCGAAGAAUAACUCCGCGUUGCCGCGGACCGACCCCGCAAGUAGUGACAGCGACCACUCAACGGAGGACUCCGGCGAGCUCAGCAGUCUCUUUGAAAACGAUGACGAGGAACUCGUGCUGUUCCUCGCGACGUUCCCAGAGGAGGAGCACCACGUGCGGCUGCGCAACGAGGCGAAGGGCGUGCUAGGCGAGCUCGGUGAGAGCAGCAGCCUGCUGGUGAACUAUGCCACCAAGGCGCGGCAGCGGCAACGGCAGCCGGACACCGCGGGGCUGCAGCUGCUCGUCGGCAUCGACACGGAGGAGGAGGAGGAGCGCGCGAUGAGGCUCAAGCUGGACAAGGACGAGAUGCAACGCCGCUUCGAAGAGGAGGCGCAUGAGGAGCACUCGGAUUUGUGGCAGACGCUGCUCGCGCUGCGGAAGCAGGUGCUCGCGCAGGAGGCCUUCCUUGACGAGUGCAACCGCGACGUGCACAACCUCUCGUACCCGUCGCCCGGUGAGGACCGCGACGCCUUCGCGAUGCGCAUCACGCAGGAAGUGAACGAGUACGCCAAGACGCACCGCCUGGAUCCGCAGUACCUGCGCGAGAGCGCCGACGCGCGGAAGGACUACGCGACCGCGGUGCGCGCGUUUCUUGAGAGCUUCGCCCUGACGCGCGGCCGCCGCCUGGGGCACGACGUUGGCGUGCAGUGCACCCCGGAGGAGCUCGGCUACGUUGACGCGGACGUGCAGCGCACGGAGGAGCAGAUGGAGGACCUCUACUUCCACGCGCGGGGGCUGCUCAGCGCGAUCCGCCUGACCAUCGUCGCGGUCGCCAACGUCAUGGGCUUCCACGCGUCGCUCGAGUUGGAGUCGACGUGCAAGCGCUGCUUCUUCAUCUUCGAGUCCCCGCGGACAUUGUGGCCGUGCGGGCACACCUUCUGCCAGCAAUGCCUCACCGGCAUGCUGAGCGAGCAGGGCGAGCUCAUCUGUGACGAGUGCGGCUCGCUUUGCGAGGUCGGCUACACGCCCAACCUCGCGCUUGACCUCGUGGCGAGCUACCAGGUGAUGCAGAACAUCGACGACGAGGACGAGGACGAGGAGGUGGUCGGCUUCAUGCAGCGGCGCACGAUCGAGGGCGUGCUGGCGUCGCUGCUGCGGGACCUCACCGGCACGCAGAACACGCUCACCGACGCCCCGUGCACGACGGCCUGCCGGUCGCGCAGCGCCCCGUCGUCGCCGCAACAGCAGCAGGGAGAUGUAGCAUAG
Messenger RNA from Trypanosoma grayi, 3795 nucleotides. RefSeq names its product putative helicase. Lineage: Eukaryota; Euglenozoa; Kinetoplastea; Trypanosomatida; Trypanosomatidae. The transcript has a single exon. The record is from RefSeq and is a predicted model, not a curated record. Bases 1 to 3795 code for a protein of 1264 amino acids.